Cyprinodon variegatus (sheepshead minnow) is the source of this 578-nucleotide messenger RNA. Its product is annotated as MAGUK p55 subfamily member 2-like. The annotation marks the transcript as partial. Gene Ontology annotation, cellular component: plasma membrane; cell-cell junction. The transcript has 5 exons. The record is from RefSeq and is a predicted model, not a curated record. Gene Ontology annotation, molecular function: protein binding. NCBI's taxonomy places the organism in Eukaryota, Metazoa, Chordata, Actinopteri, Cyprinodontiformes, Cyprinodontidae.
CAGACCUGCUGUUUGCUGUGGAGAUCUGCUGGUGGAUCUAGUGGAAGGUGCAGGUGAUGAUGAUGAUGAUGAGAGGGAUGCGUGAUGCGCGCGGGCUGAUGACUGCCUGAAGUUCUGCCAUGCCUGUGGCCUCCACCAGGACAGAGCCUGUUCCCCAGGGGUUGGACACAAUGAGUGACAGCACCACCAGCUCCACCAUUGCCAAUGACCUGGACCUCAUCUACCUCAAAGGCAUCAUGGAAAGCCCUUUGGAACAAGAGGAGAGCCCAAAGGAGCCCCGGUUGUCACCAGUGAGGGAGAACAAUGUCGAGCUUCUGCAGGAGAUCCUCAGAGAUCUGGACCCGUUCACACAGCGCUCUGACACAGCAGCUGAGCUCGCCCACAUUCUCACACAGCCUCAUUUCCAGUCUCUUUUGGAGACUCAUGACUCAGUUGCCUCCCAGGCAUGUGAUAGCCAGCCUCCCAGCCCGUGUGAUUACGUUGAUCAUGAACAAGAAGACAGCCAGGCUACUAAUCCCACCCUGCCCUCUGAUGCUAUACGUAUGGUUGGCAUACGUAAAGUAGCCGGAGAACAUCUG